AUGACUACGUGGAAAUGCGGGUAUAUAAGCAGUCACUCGCACUUGGUAUGGCAUCAUCUUCCCAACAUGAAGCUCCUAGAAAUCGUGACAGUCGGCGGCUACGGCUGCUCCGAGGGGCAGGUCCUGGGUCCCGACGGGAACUGCGCCACGCCCAUCAUAACGAGGAACGUGUUCGUGUACACCGCCCCCGAGCAGCCGCCCGUGAACUUCCCCGCCCCCUACAUCCCUCCCCCCGAGGUGCAGCACAACAUCCUGUUCAUUCGCACGCCCGAGAAGGCGGCCAGCCCCGAGCCCAUCGUGAUCCCUCCGCCGCGCCAGCAGAACAUCGUCUACGUGCUCAACAAGCAGCAGGCGGAGGGCCAGAAGGUCAUCGAGGUGCCGAGCGACGGCCCGCAGACGCCCGAGGUCUACUUCGUCAACUACGAGGAGGGAGACAACCCCAUCCUUCCCAGCGGCUUCGACCUCCAGACGGGGCUCCAGGCGGCGGCCAAUGGUGGGGGCCAGGUCCUCGGAGGCGCAGGAGGUGGCGGCGGAAUCGGCAUUGGAGCUGGAGGUGGCGGCGGCGGCGGCGGAUACAGCGCCCCUGCUGCUCCCGCUGAUAGCUACUCUGCCAUCUAA
This is a messenger RNA of Penaeus vannamei (Pacific white shrimp), 618 nucleotides long. The record is from RefSeq and is a predicted model, not a curated record. NCBI's taxonomy places the organism in Eukaryota, Metazoa, Arthropoda, Malacostraca, Decapoda, Penaeidae.